This is a messenger RNA of Salvia splendens (bonfire salvia), 862 nucleotides long. RefSeq names its product RING-H2 finger protein ATL66-like. NCBI's taxonomy places the organism in Eukaryota, Viridiplantae, Streptophyta, Magnoliopsida, Lamiales, Lamiaceae. The transcript has a single exon. The record is from RefSeq and is a predicted model, not a curated record. Bases 193 to 669 code for a protein of 158 amino acids.
AGCAGAAACAAAAUUUUGGGUUAUAGAUAAAAAAAUUGGAGCUAUGGACAAAAGCUGGGGCGGGCUCCUCACUGUGGACACCCUUAAAUAAACAAGUCGCCACUCUCAACUUCAAUAAAAUCCUCUCUCUCUCGAUCCAAAUUCUGAAAUUCCAAUCCGAUUCAAUCACAAAAUCCAUUUCCGCCGCCGCUGAUGCCGAUGCCGUCUCCGGAGCAGCCGUUCAAGUGGCACUACGCCGAAUUCGACGACCGCAACUUCCAAAUCCGCGGCCACACCCUCUUCUUCGUCGUCGUCCUCUUCUCCGUCAUCCUCCUCGUCGCCCUCCUCUUCCUCUACGCCCGCUGGGUCUGCCGCUUCUCCUCCUCCCCGCCUCCCUCCCCCUCCGCCUCCGCCUCCGCCUCACGCGCCCAGCCUCCCCACGCGCUGCCGCGUGGCCUCGACGCCGCCUCCAUCGCCAGCCUCCCCAUCGUCCUCCACAGCCAAACCGAGUCGAUCAGCUCUGACGGCGAGUGCUGCAUAUGCCUCGGAGUAUUCGGCGACGGAGACAAGGUGAAGCUGCUGCCGCGGUGCCGGCAUUGCUUCCACUCCGAGUGCGUCGACAUGUGGCUCGUGACUCACUCGAGUUGCCCGCUCUGCCGCGCCGCCAUCCGAGUCGACUCGCCUGUUUGACUCGCUGUUUUCAUUUUUGGAUUUUAUUUUCUUAUUUCAGGGGGGAAAAAAGGAGGCCCUCAAAACGGGGGGAGAUUCUUUUGCUCUUUUUUUGCAUAGAUUUAAGGAGAAUCUAUUUUGCUGGGAUAUUGCAUUGUGGAUAAUUGGAUAAUUUUAAAAUGAAAAUUUAUAUAUAUGGAUAAUUUUGUUGUUG